CACCCUCCUCGCCUUUUUCUUCGCCAAUUUCUUUCCCUUCAGUCGCAUGUUAGUGAUGUACUCGCUCAGGAGCAACUCUUACGCCUGUUUUCCUUUUCAGCUGUAUUCGCGAAAUUACCGCAGUUCUCCUAUCCUGCAUUUCGUCUCUUCCGAGGAAGCUUUUUGGUCAUUUACUAUGUUUGCAUGGUCGGAGUCAACGUCUACGGCUGGCGAAGCUCUGGCGUAAACCAUGUGCUCAUUUUUGAAAUUGACCCUCGUUCCCAUCUAAAUCAAUUUCAACUUAUGGAGAUGGGCAUGUUUUUGGCAGACUUUUGGGGAGCUGCGGUGUUGCUCUACCAAUUUUCCGAUUUAAUACAUUUUCCUGGCUACGUGACGCCACUCGUUCUCUUUCUGACCAUGCUAGUCUUCCUCCUCUUACCCUUUCAUGUCUUCCACUUCAAGUCCCGUUUCUGGCUUCUCAAGAUCUUGGUGACGCCACUCGCCAGGGUCCACUUCCCCGACUUCUUUCUUGCCGACCAGCUGAACAGUCUUUCAUUUAUCCUACCAGAUCUCGCCUAUUUCCUUUGCUUUUUCGUCAAUUUUAUUGACAAUCAAAUGAUGAUUAAAAGCAGUCUUCGAAAUUCCACCAUUCCACCUCCCGGAGCCAGUCAGCUUUUUGGUCACUCAACAACGUUACUGCAAACUUUCUUUCAAUCACUUUUUGAAAGUACCCAAAUGCUGGUCAACUGUGGACGCCAUCUCAAAUAUGGAGUCAAAAAAGCCAAGUUUUUUUUAAAGUUC
This is a messenger RNA of Hydatigera taeniaeformis, 780 nucleotides long. The record is from the annotation of a GenBank genome assembly. Lineage: Eukaryota; Metazoa; Platyhelminthes; Cestoda; Cyclophyllidea; Taeniidae.